AGUAACUGACCAAAUGUGUGGGUGUUCCUAUGAAGAACCCCUUAUUACAGAGUUCCUUCGAACUUUUGUCCUAUUGAGCCGCUUACCCUACACUAAAACGCUAGUUACACUUUCGCUUCGAAUAACAGAAAUUUAGUUAUUAGUAAAGCCGAAGUAAAUGAGAGACCUGUUUUUAAAAAAUUGCUAGUAAAGCUGAAGUAAAUGACGGGCCUACUUAAAACCUCAAGCUCGCAGUUGCAGUCUAGGGAGGAAGGAGAUAGAGCAAGGAGCAAGAGGAGGGAGUGCCACUUCAGCGGAGGAGGUGGUGGUCCAGUCAGCAGAGGUGGGUCCGUGAGUGCCACGUCAGUAGUUUGUGGGUCCGAGUGCCACGUCAUCAUCCAGUCAGCACCACGUCAGCAAGUCCAGUCAUCAGUGGGUCCCAUUGCCACGUCAGCAGGUCCAGUCAUUGUGUGGGUCCCGCUGGUGACUUUCGGAGAGAAGUUGGUCCUGACUAAUUUUGACGUCCUGAAUCCAUUUUUGAGGCCAGUUUCCUCAAAUUUGGAUUGUUUGGUAUUGGUUGAUUGCUGCUUGAGUGGAACUAUGACUACCUUGAAGUUUGAAGUUCCGUUAUUUGAUGGAAGAGCGGACUUCAUGUUGUGGCAAUGCACGAUUCAAGACUAUUUGGUCCAGCAAGGUCUUGAUUUAGCAUUGCAAGAUGAGAAGCCAAGUGAUAUGAAAGAAUCAGAGUGGAGUACAAUCCAGAAGAAGGCUGUCAGCACAAUUCGGUUGGCACUGUCCCCACAGAUUAAAGUGACAGUGCUGAAAGAGACAUCACCAAAGAAGCUGUGGGAAACGUUGGAGAGCAAGUUUGCGUCGAAGACACUUACUAACCGGUUGAUGAUGAGGAUGGACUUGUACUCACUGAAGAUGGAAGAGGGAGAACUCAAGGAGGACUUGCAGAUCCUAAAGGAGAAGAAGGGCAAAUCGAAGGAAGCUUCUUCCGCAAAUGUGAUCACUUAUGAAGAUGAUCUCUUCUGAAGAUAAGAGUACUGCUGGACAGAAGAUUCUGCAGGAUGGGAGUAUCGCUGCAUAAAUCGCAAAUGAUGUAGGACUUUGAAUUAAGGGGAGAUUUGUUG
This is a messenger RNA of Cuscuta campestris, 1115 nucleotides long. NCBI's taxonomy places the organism in Eukaryota, Viridiplantae, Streptophyta, Magnoliopsida, Solanales, Convolvulaceae. The record is from the annotation of a GenBank genome assembly.